AGUGUGGAGAAAUAUUCCCAACUGCACCUUUUCAUGAACCCGAGCACUAUGAAAUCUUUACAUAGCAUUCUGAAUAUAUCCUCAUAAAUGUCAGAGUUGCUUAGAGUAGGUUAGUGCUGCUAUAAAAAAAUGAACCCAUUUAGAAAUAUGAAAAUGAAAUCCCAUUUAGAGAUAAUUGGGCAACAGUUUUACAUUUACAAGUAAACCUGAAAAAGAUGAAACUGAUGAGCAUUGUUUCAAGAAACUUAAGCCAAACCACUCAAACGAACCAGUUUAGAAACUAAAACCGCUGUAUUGCAUUAGUGAAAAUGUUCCCACGCAGUGUAUGAUCACACUAAAUACUCCACUUGGUUUUCAAUGAAAGCUCCAAAAACACGUGAAAAUGGCAGUGGACGGAGCGGUUUAAUUCCAAACUUACAGGUUCUCCAGAGCGUGUUUUAGCCCUCACCUAUAACGCCCCCUCCCUGACCUACAGAAGAACAAAGGUACAGUACCUCUCCCAAGGCGCCAGUCCGGUGAGGAUGUGUCCGCUGCAAAGGCAACUCUGAGCACAGUUUGCCCCGUCUGCGGGAUUUUUGGAGCUCUGAUCCCUGAAUCCUUCAAUGUGUGACGCCAUCGCCCACAUCGAGGCGGGACCUCGGGCGCACGUACUCCCCCUCAUUAGAGGACCAUAAAAAGUUUGCAGUGCAGAGCAGGCUGCGCAUGUUUGCUGUAUUUCAGACAAUAUGAAUAUUUCUUUAAAUCAAAAAUGCAGUUUGCAUGAACUGCAUAGUAAAUGUUACUCCGUUCAAAUGGUACUGUGGCCGAGAACCACCACUGCUGCAAAUAAAACAGAAUGCCAAAAAAAGAUGCCACUGCUGCAGAUAAAAAAGAAGUUACAAUGGAAGUUACUGAUGCAAAAAAAAAAAAAAAAAAAAAAAAGGAACCGAAGCCCGCUGCAAAUAAAAAAUUGAAACAGUGCAGAUAAAUAAUUUAUAAGUGGUAUUAGUGGUAAUGCCAAAAAAAAAAAAAUUACUGCGAAAAUAAAAGGAUGCAAAUAAAAAGGCCACAACAGAAGUGAGCUGUUGGGGACUAAUAAUGCUGAUGCACUGGUGUUUCACGAUCUAGGCACAGAAGAUGACGGCAAAAAUCAUGUAGCACCUGAGUCGAUGUGAAGUUGAACUAGAGGAUGCCGAUGUAGUGUUAACUCCAUAUUGACUCAGGCGCUACAUUGCCUGACCAAAUGACGCAUUGAAAAGCACGCAAAGUGAAAUUAAACAAUAACCUUCUCAUUUACUUCUUUGCUCAUCUUCCCGCCAAGUUUUCUGUGCCAAGAUUGUAAAACACCGGUGCAUCAUCAUUACUGGUUCCCGGCAGCUCACUUCCAUUGUGGCUCUUUUUAUUUGCAUCCUUUCAUUUUCGAAGUUAGUAACUUUUUCUUCCAUUGUCACUUUUUUUUGCAUUGUUAACUUCUGUUGUGUCUUUUUUAUCUGCACAGUUUCUCUUUUUAUUAGCAGCAGGCUUCAGUUUCUCUUUUUGCAUCUUUUUUAACUUGCUUUGUGACUUCUUUUUUUUUUUUGCAUUAUUUUUUUUAUUUGCAGCAGAGGCAGUUCUCGGCCACUGUAAAAUGGCCUUCUUUAUAUCCAUAAUUGCAUUUCCAGAUAUAGGCUGCACAAUAUCAUGUGCAAGUGACGUCAUCUUUUGCAAUUAAUGUGUAUAGAGGCCUCUAGACAUCCAUAACAUCAUUUUUCUCAUACAAAGUGAGCAUCUUGGUUUCUGCAAACAAAAUUGUCCUUGUUAUAAUUUCCAUUUCAGGUGUCUGAAAUGGAAGUUUACCAUAGAAAACCAUGAUGUAAUAAAAAAAAUCAUUCUGCCUACAGGAUCAGUGAUGCUGUAAAAAUCUGAAAUUGAGAUGGCAAGAAUGAUGCCCUUAUGGACAUUUGAGAGACAAGUUCUAUUGUCAAUAUCUUCACAGGUCUUGUAAAAAUACAGUUUUGACUAUAGGAGAAAUGUGGAUAUACAGUAACUUUAGAAGAGUGUUUGCUUAAAAUGUGAAAACACCUAGCAACUAACAGUUGACUUGCAGUCAUAACAUCAGCUCACGUUUCAAUCUGUGCUUCUCUGUUGUGCAAAUCUAAAGCUUGAUGCACAUCUUGCUAAGACACGUCUUUUUUCAAACGUGGCAUGAUUUAGCUGGGAAACUCCAGAAGUGAAAACACAUAAGUAACCAAACAACCUGCAUAAAUUGUGGGUUUGUCAAGAUGACUACCUGAGAAGGAGUGGGACUGUGACUUCUCUUUUCACCCUGUUGUGUAAUGUGUUUUUAUCCAUGUGGGUUGAGGUCAUGUUUUCUUGAGGUUCAAGGUGUAAUGGCUGUGCGUUGGUCAUGUGAGUGGAUAUCUGGUGGUUGCACAACUGAUCCAUAUUUUUUGUCUCUUCUCCUCUCCCAGCAAAUGGAGGGAAGUCACAGCAGCAUCUGCCGAUAAUUUCAGGUUUUCUUGAACUUUUAUGAAAUAGCAGGCUACUCCCUCUCCGCCACUGUCCAUUUCAAGCUGGACGAACAACUUAAGAGGCAUACAAUCAAAUCAUGGUGAAAAACAACUUCUUCUCCCAGUCAUGAUGAGGCUAAUGCAAAAUUGCGUAAUACUUUGCAGCAUGUUUUAAGGAGCAUCCUCUGUUGUACUUUUUUUUGUUGUUGAGUGGGUGUUUUUUGACUAUGCAAAAAGGAUUUUUUUUUCUUUCAAACAUUCCAACUGUGAAACUGUUUUCUAGUUUUGCAGCUCACUCAUUUUGGGUAGAAUGUCAAAAACGUUUUUUUUUGUUGCAUGAGCUACAAAGUUAAAAUAGGACCAUCUUGGCCCAGGGUGGGAUGCUUUUUGGUCACUGGAGAAUACUUUUAACUCAUUAGACUGCACCCUGCAUUCCUUCUGCAUGUGACAGCUAAGAUAAACAGCAGAAAUGCCAGAAGGUGCGUAAGUUUUACUACUGAAGGCAGCUAGCAAAGAACCGCAAAGCUGAUUGCUAGCUUAAAACAAAAGAGGAUUCACACACCCUGGAGCACAUUUAAGCUGUAAUUGGCAGCAAUUUCAUCUUUUAAACCUGCUUGGCACAUUCCUGCUGCUGUUGUACGUCAGAUAUAUCAUAAGUAACACAUCAGAGCCGGAAAAUUGAAAGUGAGAUGUACCCAAGAUCUUGCAAUAACAUUGAACUGAAGAUUACUCAUAGAUUUAUAGAGUGAAGAACAAAAUUUUAAAAUCAUGUAGAUUUGAAGAAGCUUCCUGCUGCUUAAAUCUUGCAUGAGGAAUGUGCAUGUGUAGUGUCUAAUUAAUCACACAGACAUAACAGGAAGAGAUGCAAACACUGGACAUUUAUUAAUAAGAACAAGAUGCAAGCAUGAGCAUGUGGGAGUUUUGGCAGCAGAGGCAGAAAGUGAGGCUCAUGUCUCCAGAGUGCAGCCCUACCUUACAUUUGGGGGAAAAUGUUUCAUCUGAGUUUGACUUCAUGGUUAAAUUUCCUCCCACAUGGUUCCUUUUUACUCUGCUGCCCCAUUGCAUUACCCACGCAUUCGUCCUUUUCUGUGACGUGGGUGUGAAUUAAUCCUGACAAAAAAAAAAAAGAGCAAAAUAUUGCAAAACACAAUUUUUACCCUAAACUGUCGAAUGUGUGUCUUUAUAUUUCAUGUGUAAAGCAAGCGUCCUUCAAAGUUUUCUGUUAGCUCUGCUCAAAGAUUCAACUCAUAUAACCUAUAUCUUUAUGACAUAUGUAAGAAUAACACGUGGGGUGUUUGAGUUUUCCUUUAACAUGACAUUUGCAUCCCUUUUAAAAGGAAAUACAAACUUUAAAUCUCACUCAUUCACAGAAAGAUAUGCCUCUGUGUGGCUUUGAUUAUCUCUCCUGUAUCAUCAGUUCACCCUGAUAAAAUGCACUGAGCCUCAAACUCUCACACUGAUCAGAUUUGCGUGGUGUGAUCUGCUCGAAGCUGCCCAACCCUAAAACGCUGAACCCCCUCCGCUAAUGUACACACACCCCACACAGGAACCGUGUCCUGCCAGUACUCCAGAUGUGAGGGGGAGGAAGGAAAGAGAGAGAGAGUGAAUGAGAAAGAGUAAGAGACACUACAUCUGUGUGAGUGUCUGUGUACACAUGCCUUUUGUCCCUGCAAGGGGUUCACAGCAACUCCCUAAUUUCAGUGUGUGGGUGGACACAUGUUCUGUUAUCGUUGCUUUUUUCUUAAGACACAUAAAUAUUCUGAAUCUGAAUUUUCCCCCCUUGAGUGAUAUUCUACACCGGCACCAAAAGCAAUCCACUCUAACUACAGGAAACAGUUCUUAAAAUGCUGACCCAGUUUACUUUCUCAUUACUUCAAAACUCUAUUUCAGCUCCAUUUGUUGCGCUGAAUGGCAUUACAGUUUUAGCCAAAGUCUAGACAGUACGACUUCUUUGUUGAACUCGGUCAAGACCCCAUUGAGCAACCCAUGCUCCGCUGUUCGGUUUGGUGCUGAAAUGUGUUUUUUGGAUUGUUUUCUGCACAGUUUUGUAACAGAGCGUUGAAGGCAGAGAGUUUUGCUGCUGUCUGUAGGGGAUAUUAAUAGCCAUCCAAAGGCUAUAGUUUGAGGGAAGCCUUCAGAGGCCAGGGCUCGCCAGAGUUCUUGAUUUACCAACCAAACGUGCAAUUAUGUGUGUGCCGCACAAAUACCAAUUUGGGUGUGUAAAACAACUAGUGAAGAUUUAAAGGGAGUUUAGUUUUAGCAGAGAGUGACAUACGCUGUUGGAGUUUGGGGGUUUUAAUUCACUUAAACACCUGGGAGAGUGGGAGGGGGGUGAACAACCAGAAAUGCUUCACUAAAAUUCAUUUACAUGCGCAUGUGAGUGUGUGUGUGUGUGUGUGUAUGUGUGGGGCAGUGCUGCACUAAUGACACACUCAUGCUCCAGCAUCACUGUCAUACACCCUGUGUUUUUCUUCUCUGCUGUGUGCAAAACAGUGUGAGCUCAACAUUUCUAAAUCCACAAGUCCUUUUUAUGAAAUGUGUGGCACAAUGACUGUCAUGUUGAAACUCCCAGACUACAGCGGGGCUGUGCAGUCACAAAAGAGUGAGAAUCAGCUGCAUCCCCAAACCUCAAAGGUUUGUUGAUCUUGUUGCGGUGCUGACUGGAAAUCAAACCCUUGUCUCACGGCUGCAGAGAGGUCAGGAAUUUUGUUUUUCAAGGCAAACCCCGGUGCCAACUGUGUGCUCGCCCUGAUGGCUCACUGACAGUUUUUUCCAUGAAGUAAACCACACACAGGGGAAAAAAAGGCUGAACCUCAAUAACCAAAACCACUUCCUUGCAUUCGUUCCUACGUUGGACCGCAGUGCCUGGUCCCCCUCAGCCGGCCUGAAGGAUAUGAAUAAUAAGCCUGGGCUCUGUCUGACAGCAAACAAGCCUGGCAGCGCAUACCCAUGCAGAUCAGUGACACAGUCCUCUCUCUGUCUGAGGGUAUUUUAAGGUACAGUGAAACGGGGUUAGAGGAAAUAGGGCAACAGAUGGUGAACUCUGCGAGAUUUGGUCCACUACUGAGGGUUAAAAAGGCUGUGCUGAUAUUCAUUAGCAAAACUCAAUGGCAGUUCUCAGAGAGUGCACAGAGAGAAGUAUUUAUGUUGUUUCUAAAUCCAGCUGAUCACAUCCUGGAUGCUGUUUUGCACAUGUGCAACUAAACAAGCAUCUGUGUGUCACAUGUGAGUUUAUCAAAGACAUCUCUGCUCAAUUAUCACAAUGACUCUUUGCAUUUGUGGCACAUUUUAACAGUUUUCUCUAAUAAAUGUCCUCUAGCUUGUUUUUUCCCCCCUGUGAAAACUUAAUGAAAAUACUGUCUUGUGAAAAGUACAAACGAGAAGCGACCAAACAGAAGAUCCUGACAUUUUAGCAUGUAAGCAACCUAAGAUGUUUUUAUUCCUACAGAGUUAAAGUCUCUUUUCGAGGAACAUGCCAGGUUAUAGCACUUGCUAGCAAUCAAAGAAGACAAAGCGAUGAUGUGAAGGGUGCAGACGUUGUGUACACCACACUUAAUGAGGGGGGGAGAACCUGCCUGUGCUGGAUGGGAAUGCGUUCUAUCUUAAACCUUAAGUGUAUAAUCACAGGGUUUGCGUAAGUGCACCCUCACAUUUGGAUGUUUUCCUGUCUGCUGCUGAUAAACACCUAUGCUCACACAUGAGUAAUGCAGCUUUCUGUGCACCUCUCUGCUGAUACAUUGAGUCACCAAUGAUGAGCAGUUUUGCAACUUCCAAACUGUGAAUUGCUUUUUCCUUUUCAACUCAAAACCAGGAGGCAUUUACAGUACAUAUUACAAAAUAGGAUUGUAAAAUAUGAAGUGAAACAGUGAAGGAAAGUUCUGCUUUCUUUUGUUAUUUUAUUAAACUAGUGCACUAAAGAUAACACAGGAAGCUGAAGAUGCUGACACAGUAUCACAGCGGUGAUAUUAGACCAUAAAAGCUGACAACAUCAACACUUUCAUAUCAACUAUUUGAACGCGGCUACAUGCUGACAUUUGGCUGACAGCAGUUUUGUUGAUAAGACAGAGCUCUUUUUUUUUUUUUUAUCAGAGUGAGCGAAUACUCAAAGAGAAAAAAGUGUUAAAAAAGGGUGUUUGCAGUUGCACUCUGGUAACCAUCUUUUACCACAUAAGUUACCAACAUACCAGUUCUUACUCAACAUCCUGAGAAAGGAGUGCCUUUUUGUUAGUUCUCAGCCCUUAUUUCACACCAAGUUUAUGAGUUAAGAAUGAACCAGCUGUUUAAAACAUGGUCAUGAUGACUUAAUUUUGUAGAAAUUGGGGAUAUUGAGGCUAAACUGUCUUUUGAAAACCAAACAAACAUUAAAACAUACAAAAAAAAGAAAAAGAAAAAGAACUUUGAGAAUGUGCUGACUGAAAGCAGUUUAGACAGGGGAUUUCCAAAAAAACAGCUUUUACAAUUAAAUUGUCUUCCUCGUUCUUGUCCUGGUUGUUUUCCCAGAGUUAGGCUAAGAUGUUUUUUUCUUUUUCUGUCUUUAACUGCAUGCUGUACAUUGAACCAUGUGUUCUGGGGAAAUGUAACACAUGUUUGGUGAUUAAUGUGUACCUCUGACGAUGAAAGACCUUGAAAAGAAUGGAGAUAAGGGGACUAAAAUACCUGAAACUUAGAGGGUAAGGGCACAUUAAUCUGCCAGCCAGCCAGACACACUGCGGACAUGGAGCUGCUCCUUUUUCUGGCUCUCUUUGGAGGGGCAGGUACAUUACUGAGCUCAGAAACACAGAAAAAGACUCAUUAUUAGCCUUAGCCUUUAAGUCUGAAAGCUGUAAACAUAAUUUUCCUGAUUAAUUGUUGCUUUUGUAACAUCUGCAGUUGCUCUGGAUGAAGAUGAAAAGAUAGUUGGAGGAUACGAGUGUCAAAAGCACUCUGUGCCCUACCAAGUGUCUCUUUACACGGGAUACAACUACUGUGGCGGGAUCCUUCUGUCUGAAGAGUGGGUGCUCUCUGCUGCACACUGCAAAUCGAAGUAAGAGAGAUGAUCACUAUCCUCUGUUUAUGUGAAAACCAGAACUGUGCCGGCUGCUGAACAGUGGUGCAUUCAUAUGGUGCUAAAUUUAAAACCAUACCCGCUUAUGUCGUCAAACUUUGAUUUUCUUGAUUGUAAAAGCAGAAAACAUGCAAUCUGAUCCUAAAGUAAAAUCCUCAUAGGUCAGAUGUGGAAGUUCGUCUAGGUGAGCACGACCUUUGGGAAGAUGAGGGGACUGAACAGCACAUCAUGUCUGCCGAGUACAUCAGACACCCCAACUACAACCCGCGCUCACAGGACAGUGAUAUCAUGCUGAUCAGGCUGAGCAGACCUGCCACUCUGAACAGCUACGUACGCCCAGCUAGACUUCCUUCAGAGUGUGCCAGAGAUGGAACAAAGUGCCAGGUCUCCGGAUGGGGCAACAUCCGUCCCAGCGAUGAAGGCUGUGAGUCCUUGCAUAAAGAAAAUGACUUUUUUUACGCUGUUAUAUACUCAUCAAGUUUUGCUGCCUUUUCCAGCAAGAUACCCUCAUCAGCUGCAGUGCCUGGAGGUACCUCUCCUGAGUGAUGACACAUGCUUUAACUCAUACCCUUUCCAAAUCACCGAGAACAUGAUCUGUGCCGGCUAUCUAGAGGGAGGGAAAGACUCUUGUCAGGUAAUGAUAACAAAAGCGGCUGCUGUGUGAAGAAAAAUUCUGCCAGUGAAGAUAACCUCUUUUCAUCCUCAGGGUGACUCCGGGGGUCCAUUGAUAUGUGACGGAGAGGUGCAGGGAGUCGUGUCUUGGGGGAAGGGCUGUGCUCAGAGGAACAAACCUGGAGUGUACACCAAAGUGUGCAACUACAUCACCUGGAUCAAGAACACCAUGGCGUCUGGCUGAGGAGGGAAGAAGUCAAACAGUUCAAACUUAAUGUGGCAACCUCAGUAAAGCCCUUCUGAUGGUGA
Messenger RNA from Xyrichtys novacula (pearly razorfish), 8433 nucleotides. The record is from the annotation of a GenBank genome assembly. Lineage: Eukaryota; Metazoa; Chordata; Actinopteri; Labriformes; Labridae.